Messenger RNA from Dryobates pubescens (Downy woodpecker), 1377 nucleotides. It is a transcript of the gene CBLN2, whose product is annotated as cerebellin 2 precursor. The record is from RefSeq and is a predicted model, not a curated record. NCBI's taxonomy places the organism in Eukaryota, Metazoa, Chordata, Aves, Piciformes, Picidae. Gene Ontology annotation, molecular function: protein binding. The transcript is spliced from 4 exons. Bases 393 to 1031 code for a protein of 212 amino acids.
UUGGCAAUGGGCGGGAGAGAAAGAGGCGACUCCUGUUUCCUUUUCUUUCUGCCAGCGCAAUCUCGGAUCAUUUUCUCUAAGCAAUACAAGUUCACGGACGAGCUACCUCGCCAUCCCUCCUCACCCGUCAUGGACUUCCCAGGCUGCUGCGCGCCGCCUGCCCUCUGAGGAGGCUCCUUCGCCCCGCGCGGAGGAGGAGGCGGCGGCGGCGAAGGAGGAGAAGGGGAGGAAAGCGCGGCCCCAGCCACCGCUGCCCAGCCGCCGUCCCGCAGAGCGCUGGCCGCAGGGAGCGGCGGCGGCAGCAGGCGCGCAGCCCCCUCCGCCUCCCCGCGGCCGCCCGGCCGCCCGGCGCGGCGGCGGCGAGCCGGCUCGGCGGCGGUCCGGCGGUGGGCAUGGGGCGGCGGCGGCGGGGGGCGCUGCCGGAGCCGGCGGGCGGCUGCUGCUGCUGCCUGGCGGCGGCGCUACCACUGCUGCUGCUGCUUCUGCCCGCCGGGUGCUCGGUGCGGGCACAGAACGACACGGAGCCCAUCGUCCUGGAGGGGAAGUGCCUGGUGGUGUGCGACUCCAGCCCCUCGGCCGACGGCGCCAUCACCUCCUCCCUGGGGAUCUCGGUGCGCUCGGGCAGCGCCAAGGUGGCCUUCUCGGCCACUCGCAGCACCAACCACGAGCCCUCCGAGAUGAGCAACCGCACCAUGACCAUCUACUUCGACCAGGUAUUAGUUAACAUUGGCAACCAUUUUGACCUUACUUCCAGUAUAUUUGUAGCACCAAGGAAAGGGAUCUAUAGUUUCAGUUUCCACGUGGUCAAGGUCUAUAACAGACAAACCAUCCAGGUGAGUUUAAUGCAAAACGGCUACCCAGUGAUUUCAGCUUUUGCAGGGGAUCAGGAUGUCACCAGAGAAGCAGCCAGCAACGGGGUCUUGCUCCACAUGGAAAGAGAAGACAAAGUGCAUCUCAAACUGGAAAGGGGCAACCUCAUGGGAGGGUGGAAAUACUCAACCUUUUCUGGCUUCUUAGUCUUUCCACUAUAAAAGAAAGCCGAAUGGGUGACAGAGCCGUGAGCCGGAGCAAGGAUUCAACCAUUCCUGACACCCUGAACUUGGCAGCAGAUGACAAUAUUUCCAGUCACCCCCCUCAAGACUGUCACGGUAGAAGGAAGAUCAUCUUCUCCACUCCCAACAUUUGCUUUGAGUAUUGACAAUUCCUCGGGAGCCUGCGCCUCUAAUUAGUUUUAGAUGACUGUGAUCUUUAGAAGACAUGAAACUAUCGACCUGAGCAAUUUGUACCUGUGAUUGUAAAGUCAAUUUUUGGAUUUUAUUGUUGGCAUCGUUGACUUUCUUCUAUUUUUAAUUUUUAUAUAUCCCCCCCUCCCCCAGU